AAUGGCAUGUGAGGUGUUGUUAAAUUUUAGUGAAAUGUUUGGUUACAUCAGCCACCUAGGAUGGGAGGCUGCAUAGGUAUAACAAGGGCAAGAAAUGCCUCUGUUGAUAAUACUACAGGAAAUUCUACGAGAGUAAAUUCAGGAAAUUCAAGAAAAAAUCAUCCAUUAUGUCAUGAGGCAAUUAGAUGGAAAUCAGAUGUACCUUUGACAGAAGGACAGUUAAGAAGUAAAAGAGAUGAAUUUUGGGAUACUGCACCUGCAUUUGAUGGACGUAAAGAAAUAUGGGAUGCAUUAAGAGCAGGAGCAACAGCAGCAGAAGCUCAAGAUUAUCAAUUAGCACAGGCUAUAUUAGAUGGAGCUAAUAUUUCUGUUCCAAAUGGUUUUUUAACAGAAUGUUAUGAUGAAUUGGGUACCAGAUAUCAAGUUCCCAUUUAUUGCUUAUCAUAUCCAAUUAAUAUUGUGAAAGAAGAUAGUGGAAGAGAUUCUCCUGCUGAUUGUUCAGAACCUAUUGAUAGUGGAGUUGAACAGACAUUAAAGCUAAGAUUAUCAACUACAUUAGGUGAAGUUAAAUUGCCAGUGUAUAGUAAAGAUACUAUUGCUACUGCUAAAAAGAAAUUGCAGAGUCAAGAAGGUUUAGAACCAUCUCGUCAAAGGUGGUUUUUUGGUGGAAAGUUAUUAGGUGAUAAAAUGCAUAUAGAAGAAGCAAAAAUACAACCAGGCUAUGUAAUACAAGUAAUUGUAAAUCCAGAAAAAUUAGAUGACAGUCCUGUGAAAACAAGUUGAACUAAUAUUGCAGAUACAAGUUAUAUUGAACUUACAUCUUUCUCUGAUAAACAUAUUCUUACCUGCAUUCAAAGUAAGAAUACAUUUUUUUUUUAAUUUUAUAUUGUGUCAUUAUUAAGAUCAGAGCAGCAAUCUUGAAGUGAUUUUUUAUAAUAAAAUGCACUUACAACGUAACUUUCGUAAAAUAUAUAUAUAUAAAUAUAAAUAUAUAUAAUAUAUAUAUAAUAUGUGACAAUAUAUUUAUAUGUAUUAUAUAUAUUUAUAUACAAUUGUUAUAAGGAUUAAAUAAUAUUGCGUUUAAAUUGUGGGUUGUGAUUAUUUAAUUUUUAUUAAUUUAUAAACUAGUUCAAAAAAAAAUGCUAACUACAUAUAAAAAUAAACUGUUAAAGAAUUUUGAUUAACAUUGGUUUAAGUUAAAUACUUACAAAAAAGAUUAUGAAUAAUUGGUAUUGAGAUAACAUUUACCUCAUAGCAGGAAUGUUGUUAUACUUAUUUGUUAUUACCAACAAAGGUGCUGGUGCUGUAACACUUGGGAAACUAAGUAUUACAUGUAGAAAAUUAUUCUAUGCUGCUUAUUAAACAAUGUUGCAUAAUUAUAUAAUAUAAAAAUUAAAUUGUACACUUAAAAAAGAUUAUAAUAAUAACAAACAAUAAUGAUAAGGAAAUUAUAAAAAAAAUUAUAUAAAUAUGAAUGAAUAUAAAAAUACAAUGGACAAUAGUGAAAAAAGGAGCAAAGUAUAUAACUAAUUGUUGCAAUGCAUUUUUCUUUCAUUUCUUAUAAAUUCUACAUUUUCUGAAUUUUUUAUAAUUAAUAAUUUUAAUUUUUUUAAAGUCAAAUCAAUAGAAAAAAAUUAACAGCUUUAUUACAUAAUAUGUAGAAUAUAUACACAAAUCUUUGACAUUUUCAUUUUGAUUAAAUUUAUUAAAUUUUUUGUAAAUGUAUCGUGAAUGUUUAUAAGAUAUAUAUUUGGAUUAUUUCAUAAAAGUACAUGUUGGCCUAUUAGUGGCCUAAAAUCUACGAUUCCUUCCUAUAAGUACUAAGAAGAUAUAAUAUAAGAUCUAUACUGCUGAAUAAUGCACAGAAGAAAAAAUGUACGAUUAAUAAUUAAAUUACAUGUGGUGCAGAAUGUAUAAUUUUUAUAUAAUUUUAUCAGCACAAUCACUUUCAUAUCUAUGUUUCAUAUUUGUGCUUAUAAUAAAAUGAUCACAAUAAAAUCAUUACUGCUAAUUCAAGUUUAAUAGCACUUAAUUCUUACUUCUGCUCCACAUGUUGCACAAAAAAAAUGAUCUAGAGUAUAAUUAUAUCAGAUGACAUAUUAUGCGUGUGAAUUUAUUGACUGUACUAACCCAGCAGUGAUAAGUUUGUUUUUUCAUAUGCAUUGAUUAUAAAAUUAUAAUAUAUAAUAUUGCGUGUGCGUGUAUGUAUAAUACGUAAUAUAUAAUAUGUAUGUAUACAGAUACAUAUGUUGGUUCCACUAUUCUCAAUUUGAGUGUCAAAGCAAACAUAUUUAAUCUUAUAAGUAAUUUAUUUAUAAAUUGGAUUAUUGCAUACAAGUGAUAGAAAUGACUGGAAGCAAUCAUUAAAAAUAUGAACAUAAAUGUAUGAAACCCUGUUCAUAUUAAGAAAAAUCUUGCAUUAACUAUUAUGCAUUUUUUUGAUACAUUAUAAACAUCAGUGCAAAUAAAGCAAGCACUUGUUUUAAGUCUGUAAAUUUAAAAGUUCCAUAUAUUAUUCACUAUAUUAUUCAUUUAUUUACAUCAGUAAUUGUGUUCAAGAAUUAGCAAAAAUAAAAUCUCUUUGUUCAAUAAUCUGUAAUUAAUGAUGCAUUAAGAAUAUAUAAAUACUGAAUAAUGUUGUUUAAACCGACAUUUCUUUAGUAAAACUGCAACAUUGUCUAAAAUAUUAUUUUUGAUGAGCUUUAGUCUAAACACACAUAAUCGAUAAUUGACGAUCGUAUCAAUUAAAAUAUUGAUCAAUUAGUUCAUGACUGAUCAAAGGCACAAAAUUCUAUGUCUAAUAAUUAAAAAAGAAUUAAAAAAUGAAAUAUUUUCCAUUUGUUUUAUCGAUUAUGUAUAAAUAGACUUGAGUUCAUAUAUUAUAAAUAUGAAAAUGAUAAUACUGCAUUUAUAGAGACAUUUGUUACCAGGAAUUAAGACAUAAGAUUCUCAAUGGAACAAUAAAUUCUAUCAGACUGAUAUUAGUUUUGCAAUAUAGAAUUUGUGUUAUUUACAGUACAUAGCAAGAGACUGCAUUUUAAGUUCAUUUGAUUGAUAUUCAAAUAAUACAAGAAGAUUAUUUUGUGUAUAGUAUUAAUUAAACUAUAUUUUCACGCAUAUUUCAUAUAAAGAUUUUAAUAUAAAUGUUGCGUUUUUUUAAGUGAUAUAAUUUGUAUUUGUAUGAAUGAUAAUAUACAUUUUCCUUUUUUUAAUACUCAUGUCCGUAUAAUGUUGAAUAAAAAUGUGAUGCGGCGCAAUUGUCAUAUAAUAAAAUAAAAAUAUGACGAGUGUAAAUAAAAAGUGUUACAAUAAUGAAAGUGCAAUUUAGAACGCCUCUUAAAUAUUGCUACUGCUUAAUAUUAAUAAUGCUAUGUUGGACCAAUAUAAGGCGUUUUAAACGAAAAACAAAGAUUAAAGGACGACUGAUUGGAGAUGAGGUAGAACAACUGCCAAUAAAAGUAAAAUUGAAUUCAUUGUAUUGCUAAUCAGAAAUUAUAAAAUAUGAAAAAAUUUUUUGAAAUGUUAAUAAAAAAUAUUAUUAUAAUUAAAUAGCAAUUAUUCAUUAAGCAGGGUUUACACAUUUUUUAAACUAAUUGAAUAAGUAAUAUUACUUAUUAAAACUAAUUUUUGAAAUUAAAUGUUAGUACUAACAUUAUUAAAUAUUUAUCAUAUGCAUAAAGCAUAAAAAUAAAUAAAUGAUGUUAGUAAUAAAUUUUUUAUUUUUUAAAAAUAAUCCAGUCACGUUCGCAAAAUAUAAUCUAAAAAUGUUAAUAUUUGUUUAAUAUUAUUUUAAAUUAAAUGUUUAUUUGUUCUUUUUAAUAUGAAAUUGAAAAUACAUUUUCAAUGAUAUAAAAUUACUUAAAAUUUGAUAUAUUUGUAUAAUAAAUAUAUUGCCUUAAAAUGAAUGUAAAUGAUUUUCCAUAAAUAUUAAUCAUUAUAAUUUAUGCAUUGUCAAAUAAAAUAUAAUAUUAUGAAACUAUUGUAGCACUUUUUUUUAUGAAUUUUUAAGUAACAAAAAAAUAAAAUAAAAUAUACAAGA
Messenger RNA from Apis cerana (Asiatic honeybee), 4039 nucleotides. Its product is annotated as ubiquitin domain-containing protein 1. Lineage: Eukaryota; Metazoa; Arthropoda; Insecta; Hymenoptera; Apidae. Gene Ontology annotation, molecular function: protein binding. The record is from RefSeq and is a predicted model, not a curated record.